Molecule: messenger RNA, 10622 nt
Organism: Trichobilharzia szidati
Lineage: Eukaryota; Metazoa; Platyhelminthes; Trematoda; Strigeidida; Schistosomatidae
Source: the annotation of a GenBank genome assembly
AUGAACGAAAAUCCAGUUGUUAUUUGUGCGCCCAGUUCGUGUACAACUGUUUCAAACGCAAAUUGCGGUCCAUCAUUUGAGGCAUCUAUUUGCCAUUCAGGUAUUUCAUCAGUUGCUGUUCCGAUUGGAUCUGGUUUCUCCUCAAGUGUUUUAUGUUCUUCUGCUGUAUCCAAUGCUUCAAAUGCUUCGUCCAUCUUAUCAGCUUCUUCCUUGGGAUCUCUGCAAGGUUCUACUAACAACUUGAAUUUUGGUUUAUCCUCAUCUAGUCAAAAUAAUCCAAUAAUUUUGCCAGCAUCUUCAUCGUCAUUGCUAGUUAGUCCUUCAAAUAAUGCAACUCCUGGGAUUCGGUCGGUUCCUGCAAUUACUAGUACGUCUCUCGUUGUAAAUAACCUGGAGAAGUCAAGCUUGAAUAUUCCUAUGACAUGUCAGAAUGAGUUUCCAAAUGCCAACAUAACAAAUUCUAGCUUCCCAUAUGGGUCUGUUUUACCUUUGGAAUCAUCCGCAGUUUGUCAAAACCCUAGUUUUGUGAAUAUUCCAAACCAGAUAACCAGUAGUUCAAUGGAAAUUAUUCAUCCGACACAACAAAAUCUGUCGUCUUCCAUGUCGGUAUCUACAUCGAUUUCAUUACCUUUGCCACCUAGCAUCUUAAACUGCAAUCCGUCGCAUUCAGAAAAUAUUAUGAAUUUUGAUACAGAUUCCAGUGCUCGUUCACUUCCAAAUCCGACAUUACCACCUUACUUUCCUUUGAAUUUAAUGCCUAUUAGUGCUAAUGGUGACUUCCCCACGUCACAAAUAAAUUUCCCGGGAUUACCACCUGUUUUGCUUCAGGUUCUGCCACUACCUGGUGUUAAAAUGGGGGAGAACUACACAAUAAAUGUUCCCACCCAGUUAAUUUGGGACGGUAUAUCUAGCGCACUAGCUAGCGGUGGUACCGUCAAUGGAGGACCUAUCAUCUUGUCUAUUACACCUACACCUUUGCCAUCCCAUUCAGUUUCUUCUAUGACAACGCCUGUUUCAUCUUAUACCACAGCAAACCAAAUGUCUACAACUUCUGUAGCUUUAUGUGGUUCAUCCAGUGGUUUUAUCAAUCCCAGUCUACCUCAGGUUGGAAUUCCUGCCUCAACAGUUAUUCCGUAUUCAAGUGUUUCUAUCACAACUUCAACUGCCACGGUGACCACUACAGGAGUUUUGAAUACUAAAGUACCUGGGUUGAUAGUGAAUCCUAUGCUUUCAAAUCCUGUAAGUAACGCCGGAGGACCUAAACGAAUGAGAGCUAUUGCACCCAAGCCGUUAAAUGUGAGUGCCGUUGGAACCUUGGGAAUUAGAGCUACAUCAGCUUUAACUACCAUGUCAAAAAGUGGAUCAAAGCGUCAUGGUUUGGUUACUCCAAUUUCUGGUGUAAAUGGAGUCAUACCUACCUGUGCUUCUUUGCAAGUUAGCCAUGCGAGUAUUUCCAAUUUAGGAAUGGUAAAUACAGUGGCAACAUCUUCGAAGUUGUUGCAUUCACAACCCAAAAAAGUUUCGUUACCUUUAGUUAGUGUGAGUUCCACACUUGUGCGGUCAGGUCGUGGCAGACGUCGUGGUGGUGUUGGACAGCAGCCUGUUUCUACUACCUUUGUUACGAGUGCACAUGCAUCUCCCAUAUGUAUAACAAAUUCUAUCAAUUCAGCGAUGGGUAUAAGUACUGACACCAGUAAUGUAUGUUCAAUGCAACCUCCUCUGUCCUUACCGUUAAGUAGUCCAUCUGCAGUGCCCUCGUUCUUCGGCACACAACCGCUUCUGGUACCAUCAACAACUAAUCCGCAUAUUCCUGGAUCAGUUUUACCAUCUGGACCCAUUCAACCCACUUUACUUUUUGGAAAUUCCUUACCUAAUGCACCAUCAGUUACAAUGCCGAAUGGUAUGGCUCCUUUUCUGUUUCAACAAAGCCUCCCCAUAUCCAACAGUUGCUCACAGUUUUCAAAUUCUGUGUUUAGUCCUGCUACAUGUACUAUUUCCAUAUCACCGUCUACAUCAUGCCCAUUAGCGGUUGUUCGGUCUCUUCCAUCUGUUACCUCUGCAACUAUAUUCGCCACCAAUAGUGCCCCGACGAUGGCAUCUAUCGAUCCUACUACGGGGCUUGUGACUUAUUAUCCAUCAUCUUGCAUUUCUAUGAAUAAUCCGUAUGCAUCCGUUAUGACAUCUUCCACUGACUCACCAUCAAUUAGUAUUCCGACUGUAUGUUCUCAACCUAAUCAUACUCUGGGUCUCCAACCUUCCUCUCAGUCGGCACCGGUCAUGUAUCCUAUUCAGACUCAACAGCUUCUUCCCAAUCAACUUGUUCCGACUAUUUUUCCCAAUCUACCUACUGACGUAAGCAACAUGAGUAAUUUUGCUGAACAUACAGCGUUUCUACAAUCUUUCACUCCGGGUUUAAUAGAUACUUCUUGCAUAUCUUCUAACGAACAAAUGUCUUCAGAAUCUACGAUUAUUCAGAGUCAAAUGACCUGUCAAAAUGCUUUCUUUACAUCAAACGGCAAUUACAGCAGUAAUAAUCCCAGUGGAAAUAUAUCGAUUUUCUCGUCACUACCUGUAUCAACAAUGAGUGGACUACCUAGUGUAGACGUUACUACAAGCACAUGUGAAACAAAUGGACCGGUAGAAGAUGAGACUUGUUUAGCCAAAGAUGAUCUUAUCAGUCUUGCAUGGCAUCUUACGCAAAUGGAAGAUGGUUUUGCGACAAAUGAUAAGCAGAAUGCAGAUGCUUUAAUUGGACAAACAGAAGAUGAAAAUAACGUAAUGUUCGAGGAUUUUCUUCAAGCUUACUCGCAGAAUACCACAGGCUUUAACUUCAGCUCAGAUUUGAACUGCCAAACACAAGGCUUAGAUCCAUCUUCUGGUGACCCUAAUUCAAGUACUAUGGACAAAGAUGUGAUUGUUUUAGAUAGUGAACCUGAAUAUACUACUAGUUACGAAAACACGGAUGGUGAUACCCAGUUAACAUGCACGAAUGAAGAAAGCACUGGUAAUGCUGAUAUUGACGCCCUAUUGGCAGCAGCUGCUAUGGUUGGUGCUGCAAGUGGAGUUGGAGAUGCUCAGUCAGCUGUUGCCGUCCCAUUACCAUCUUCUUCGUUAGCUUCAGUAAGUCACCAAACUGCGUUAGAUUCUGAUUGUAACUCCUCUCCCCAUGCUACCCAUAAAAAUGAUGACGUUGGUGAUUGUGUACACUUAACUUUCGCUAGUCCUCUGAUACCAGCCCACUCUUCUAGUUGCAAAUUCUCACCUCUCCUUGUACCUAAUAAUGCUGAAGACUCAGUUGAUAACUUGAAGGAACCAAAGCCGGAUGGAUUAAUUCCAAGUGACUUAUUUGAUGACUUUUCAAAAACAGAAGUAAAUGAGCAGUUUCCAAAUGAAGUAGAUGGUUCAGUACAUGAAUUUGACGAUGGUUAUGAACCCACUAGUUUGGCUGCAGUUCUCGGUUGUAAUGCUCAAGAUGCUGCAGACUUGGAAUCAGUUUUAGGCCAGGAAGCUCCGGACCUGUCAGAAGGCGGAGGUGUUUCAGAUUCUUUUCUACAUUCACUCGUGGGUCCUUCUCCAACGGUGGACGAUUUAAAUGAUGAUGAAAGAGGUGGUGCAGUUGAUAUCUUCGAUAAUGAUUUUCAUUCUCCUCAUGAAUCAAAACCUGAUACAGAAAACGAUUUGAAUUUUCAUUCAGUGCAUGAUUUUCCUACUGAUAUCGAUUGCGAAAUGGUUAGUGAUGUAACUGACACCUUGCCUGUUUCAAAACAAGUUCGAUCAUUGCUUCGUGAUACCAAUACCAUCUCAGUGUCUUCGCGCUUUGGAUCACCUUCAGGCGGUAGCAAAAGCUUUAACCAUUUCUUCGAGGCCACUUCACGACGUCUUAAUAGAUCGUGUAGAUACACAUCUGAUAUUGAUGAUGAUUUUAUUGGUGUCGACUUUUCCGAUGCAGUAAAUGGAUGUACAACAGCGGAACAGUUUGAUGAGGCUUUGAUGUUAUUAGGACCUCAGCCUAAUUCACCUAUUAACCAGUCUGAAAUGCAAAGCGAAAAUACAAUUCCUGUCUCAGUAACUGAUUUUGUUUCUCACAUUGAAGACAAGAUGAAAAACAAUGAGAAAGCUGUUAAAGGUGGUUUAUUAAGCAUUGAUAUCACUUGUUCGGAUGUUAAAGAUGUUAUGGAAGACAGUAUUAUGACAAUUCAAUCUAACUCCACACCUCCACGAUGCACCGUAGUACAAUCUCUGGAAAUCCCUAUCUCAAAUGAAGAAUCUAAUUCACAGAGAAAUUAUGCUCCCUCUCCAAUUAGUGAAAUAGAAGAGUGUAUGACAGAAAACAAUUUGGAUCAACGGCUGAAGGACGAAAAUAAAGCCAGUUCAAUUAAUUCUCCGGAUAAAAAUGAUUCAGUUUUUGUGGUAGCAAUUCAAGACAGUGAUUGCUCACUAGAAGUGAAGUCACAGCAAAUGGAAGCUUGUGAUGAUGCCACAAAUAUCAGUGACUUCAAUCACGCAGAUCAAAAUUGUUCGUCACAUAAUGAAGCUGAGCUGCCGAAGUCCCUCCCGCCAAUAACUGAUGAAAGCCAAAGUCAACUAACUGAUUCGAAUUCGAAUACAUCAACUACUUCUGACAUACAGAAUUCUGCUGCAAUGCAAAACAAUGUUGUUGACUGCCGUUAUUAUGAGUUUAAGAAUGAUCCAGUGUAUAAUAUUCCAAAGCGUCCACAGUCAGUUAGUCCGAAAAUUCUGUUUGAUGUCAUCCCACAUAGUGUUUCCGAACCAUGCUUUGAUCCACCACCACGACCUAGAAGUCUUCCCAAUUUAUCUUCUGUGAAUAUAGAAGCGGAACAGCGUGACUAUGGCCUUGAGAAUACAUUUAAAACAUAUAUUUCGGACAUAUCGCCAUUUUGCAAUACUCCUCCUUUAGUAGCAUGUUCUGCUGAACAAUGCAAAUCAAGUACUAAAAGUUCUCCGAGAUCUGAUCAGCAUCUGUCGAUCAAUACAGGAGACAUUGUAUCAAAUAUUUCCAUUCUUGGAGUUCUCGCUUCAUCUUCUGCUCUAGUGGAAGCAGUUGCAGAUUUAGGAGAUGAUUCAGACAUUUCACCCGUCAAAUCAAGUAUUGAAGGAUUAGCCUCCCUUGAUCGCAUGUUAAAAAGCUGUCAGCGUCGCAGUCAGCAGACUUUGAAAUCUACGGGGAAUGCUUCUAGUAGCUCUGAAAGCGUUAUGAUUUCAUCUUCACAAACAUCCAGCCUAUCUCAAACCUCAGCAAUACAAACGGUAGCUGCAUCUGAUACUGAACAUUCAAAAAAUAUUGAUAUAUGCAGCUCUACAUUUAUAGGCUGGCAAAAUACAGAUGUAUCUAGUCAAUGUGAAGUAGAUUCUGAUGUUAUUGUUCAUGAAAGUACUUCUCUACCUGUUAGUAAUGUUAAUUCUGUAGCUGAAAGUUGCAGUCCUGAGAAAGAACAGAUCAAAGUUACAAAUACAGCACGCUACAAACGUGGUCGCCGGAAACGCACUGGGCACAGAAAACCGAAUUUGUCUUAUUUGAAGAAAGGUUCAGCUAAAACUAAUUCUAAAUUCCAUUCGAAUGUAUCUGAAGUAAAUUCCUCCGAGAAUACUACUGGAGAUACAAAUGAAGCAAAUCAAUCAGGCGACCACUCAGUCAACCCUUCUGAUGAUGUUUCCAUCAAUAACCUUCUGGAACUAGCUGCAAGACGCCCCCACUCUUUUGGGUUAUCUUCCGUAGACGGCAAUUUCUCAAGUGUUCCCAAUCCUCCUAUUCCUCCACAAUUUGAAAGUCAUUUGCCUCCUCUGGUUUUGGCUGCUGGGACAUCUUUAUUUCCAGAAUCCCAGUUAUUAACAGAAGUUUAUUCACCUGUUGAAGACGUUUGUUCUGUUCCACAGUCUGUUGCUAACAGUCUUAAAGUGGAACCGGAUGAAGCAGAUGUAUCUACAAGAAAUAAUGAUGAAAAGGAUCAAGCUCCAUAUUUGACUCCACAGCGUGCUCACCAUAUUCGUAAACAUAGAAAACGCAGAAAACAUAUUUCGGAUAUGAAACUUCACGGUAGAUUCCAUACGGAGUCUCAUUCGACAACGAAAAAGUCAUAUCACCCUCAUUUUGAUUUUGAUAAAGCGAAUUUUGUUGGCGUUAAUCCUGGCCUUUUGAAGGGAUUGGAAUCACUGGGUGAAGCACCUUUUGAACGCUUUUUACACGAUACAAGACUACAAACCUUUGCUACAUUAAAGCCUAAAACUGGUGAAGCUGAACUUAGUUCGAAAUCCAACCAUAGUUCUUGGUCUGAGAAAAAUGUUAUGCUGUUCGGUGGACAGUACAGUGGACAGUCUGCUUCUGGCGAUGGUUUGUCAUUAUCGACGCAAAAUAUGGGCACUGAGAAUCAUUUAAAUGAGACACAGUCUGAUAUUUUAGAAAAUUCAAUUUUGUCAUCAGGGAGUGAUAUUAAAUCUCCUUCUAGUCCAGCAUUCUAUAACCAUAAUUUUGAUAAACCAGUCCCAACUACUUGUGAAUCCAGCAAAUAUUCUGUAUUUUCUCAGCAUCCAGUUUAUUCAACACCUGUAUCACACACUUUUAAUACUCUUCCGACACUUACUUCAUCGUGUUGUAUACCCAUUUCUACUAGUCCUUUUCAAAGUCAUACUUUCUCAUUUCCAGUCGCAGCUACAAACACUCAAUCAGUUUGUGAAAGUAGUUCCUCAACCAGCCACUCACUUGAAAAAGUGUUCCCAGUUAUCUCACCGUUACCAAUUAACAGGAAUGUAGGCAUCGCAGGUAGCUUCGCUGGUGCUGCAGCCUUCCGAGCAACUAGCUUCAGUGCUUUAGCAGCUAAAGUUGAGAAGACAACCGGGACAGAUCGACUAAGCAAUCCUCCAGAAACACUAUGGAAAAAUGUUACCUUUGCAGAUUUGGCUAAGGUUGCCUCUUCAAAUUUGAAAAACAACGACGCUCCACAGAAUUCAUGCACUUCUACAUGUUCAUCGUGGUUUAUCGAUAAAUCUAUGCAAAUUGAUGCCUCUGCUUUGCUUCCCAAACCGUUAUUUCAACCCAGUUGCUCAAUCCUUACUCCACACAAGAAUGAAAACAGUCCUGUUUCACUUCCUGUCUGCUCACCGUCAAGCCAUUCGGAUAAUCAGCUUUCUGUUACGGACGAGAUUCAAACUCCAGUAUCUCUUACUAGAUUAACUUCUUCCAAAGAGAAUAAAAGACGUUUGAAACGCACCUCUACAAUGCCUAAAAAGAUACUUAAACGCAAACGGUCUGCAAAUAAGAGUCAGAGUCAUCCAUCUAGCACCAUCGAAAAGCCUACCUUAUCUACUCAUGAUUCUGAUUUUCAUGCAGAAGAAAGACUUGCUGAGUCUUUUAUAAAUGACAGCCCUGCAAUUCUUUCAGUCAAGACUUUGAACGAUGAACCUCAAGAAUCCAGUUCUAAUCCAGAAAAGGUCACUGCUGAGGAUUGUGAUCCAUCUGUGAGUAAUCCGCAUAACCGUGUUUGUCCAGAUGAUGAAAUUGAGCCUAUGGAAGAAGAGAAUAAUGUAGUAGAAAGCAUUGUUGUUCCUACAGUCAUACAAGACGAUCAGUCAAUUAGUUUAGGUUUAGAUGUUGUAGAUAAGGAUAUUUCUAAUCUGGCUGAAACAGAAGACGUUAACACUCAACCAACCACUGCUUCUACACAACCUUCGCCUGUAAUCACCAUUAACUGCGAACAGUCACUGACCGUGCCAAUGGAUUUUGAUAAGGUUACCUCCGAGGUUAUCUCUACUUUUCAGGAUGAGACAAGCACUAAAGAUGAUCAUGCAACUGUUCAUACUGAAAACACGACUGAUAAUAUAAGCUCGCCACCACCCGAUAUUUUGGCGUCUUGCAAUCAGAAUGUCAGUCAUGAAAACGGUGAUUCAUCUUCAAUUAUUUUACCUGAAAAUGACGAAAUACGUCAACAUCCUCCAAUCAAACUUCGCUUAAACCUAAAGUUAGCUCAACUAAGAGCCAAGUCACCAAAAAGAAAAAAGAGAAAAAAACUACGUUUUAAUAAUCCAGUUAUCGAAAAUAAGUGUGAUCCUGUAGUAGAAAUGCAAAGCGACCCUCCCAAGUGUUCAUUAAGUAUUCGUCUUGUAAAUCGAAUUCCUCUAGUCAAAGAAAUCUCUAAGCCUAUUUCGAAUGAUUCAGACAAGAAAAGAAAGAAAAAGCUCAAGAAAAUAAAUACUAGAUCUUUGAGUCCCAAGAGACCUAACGUUACAACGGACAACACGCUACAAUGUGAAAAUGUUGUUCAGUCAUCGUAUCUCGAAAAUGCGUCGAACACUUUAAAUCAUAUUACUGAUAAGCCCACUAGUCAAGCUAAUUCAACAUCUGACGUUUGCCCAAAGGUUACCGUGAAAGAUGGUUUCACGAAUCCCACAUCAACUAAAAAGAUUUUCUCGACUGCAAGGCAAGAGCGUCGAAGUAAUUAUGCUCAGUUGACACGACCUUGGCGUGCCAGUCUUUCAACUUCACCACGGAAGCGCAGUACGAUGGGAUUUCGAUCAACGUCAUCUCGUCGAAAUGCCGCUGGUUUAACGCGAUCUUCCGGUCAUCUGUCUAGUUCCCACCGUAGUACAACGGUGGUUGGUCAGAAGGAACCAAAAGUUAUGCCUAAACAAUCGAUGAUCACAGGGCAAAACCUUUCAAGUAAUGAUGUUUCUGAAAAUUCCUAUACGGUUACGAACUCUACAAGUAGGAGUAAAGAAGCUACUGAAACGGAGCGUUCAGAGUGUCCAUCACUACGUUUGAUCAUUCGUUUAGGCAAGUCUUCAAAUUUAUCGAGAGAUGAACUAGCUAAUCAGUCUGCGAUUUCCCCACUAACUAUUCAAGUGCCGUCUGAUAUGUCUUCUGCUUCUUCUGAAGCGUCUAGUGACAAAAUAUGUCAACAAGGUAAUGUAAAUAUUCCAGUGUUAGAAAGACAGUCUAAUGAAGAGUAUAUUGGUUCUGCUAGAGAUAUACCUGAAUUUUGUGUCGCUAGUGAGGCAGAAACUUUUAUGGAUCCUAAUCAGUUUCAAAUCCACAGGAUUUUAAAUCGAGCUCUUCCAAUGAAUUCUGGACUCCUUGGUUUGUACGUUCCAUCUCCAGGUGGAGAUGAUGACGGAGGUAACUGCGGAGUGGUUGAUGGGGUGCUGGAUUCUGAACAUCGGAUGCGGUUAACCGACCAGCCAUUUAGUUUUUCUCAAGUUUGUCACGAAAAUCAUGCGAGUUCAGUCGCUCCUCGAAUUGGUUGUACUGCGGGUUUGUCAAGUGAAGGAGAAACAAAAUCACCAGAACAGUCUAAUUGUGAUGGAAAAAGUGUCGUACCCCCUAGAUAUCGAUAUGGAAAAAGUAUAAAGAACCUGACGAAUGAAAGCAACGCGGAACAAUCGUCAAAUGACCUUAUUCCAUAUUCGGAUUGUUGUAAAAGAAACAUUGUAAGCGAUUGCAUCGAUGAUCCAAAUUUCCCAUUUCACCAACCGACAACCAGUAUUUAUAGCACACAUCAAACAGAUAUGUCAGAACAGGAUAUAAAUUAUGUUUCUAAUUCUAAACGCAUUCAUGACCAUGUCAACUUAAACCACACUUCUCCAGACCCAUCGGAUGAUGUAAAUGCUACACAAACCGCGCGGUAUAUGUCUGAAAAUAGACCGGGUCUUUCUCAAAAAGAAGUCCCUUGGUGUGAAACAUUCAAUCCCAACUUGAAUCAUGUUGAAGAAGAACAUCAUAUUCCUUGGACUAUUCACAGUCUGUCAAACAACACAGAAAUAGAAUUGAACAAUUCAUCCCUUAUUUCAAAUAACAUUACUCCCCAUAAUGACGAGACUAUUAUUGCAGAUUGUAAAUCUCAACCUAAGUUUCCUAAUGAUGAAGCUGGUAUUUAUCCAGAUAUGCCUUAUUCACAACAAGUUCUUUGCUGUUCUGCACAGACUCGGAUUUUUGAUGCAUACAAUAGUGGGGUCUAUGCAAAUGGAUCUUCAGGUUCCGGUUUUGGUGGGUCAUGCAGUAACACUGGAAGUGGUAAUUCUAUCUCAGCCCCAAGUACUGGCAGUCCAGCACCACUGAGUUUAGGUCCAGGUCCCGGGAGCCAACCUGAAUAUUCUAGUGGUUGCACUGGAAGUAUAAACGAGUCUUUCUGUUGUCCUUUAUCUCCUCCACCAGUCAAUAGGGAUUUCCACUGCAGUCCAGUUUCUGGAAGAGUAGAUAUGUCAGCACCUGCUUAUGCAGAAACGCAACCAACAUCUCAAAAUCCUUAUUCUCAAUUUCAUGAAAAUCGCCUGUCCAACCAUGCUGUCAGCUUGCCAUGGACUUCAGAAUUAUCAUAUCAACGUCUAGUGAUUGCCGAUGAAAAUCGUCUACGUGGGUUUUCUAGAAAGCUUUGAAUAACAAAUAUAUAUAUAUAUAUCCCUUUAUAUAUGGAUACCAUUUUUAUUGAUUAGGAUUGUACAUACUUCGUAUCCUUUUCUUUUAUUAUUUAACAUAGAUAUUAUGAAUGUAGACUAAUAUUAUGACUCUGGUGAGAACUAUUGUGUUUACGAUCUCAUGUCUAUGAUUGUUCAUUUUUUCUCUCUCCUUCAAAUGCUUAUACAACAAUAUACAUACAUACAGUAAUCCUUAUUUG